This is a messenger RNA of Electrophorus electricus (electric eel), 1320 nucleotides long. RefSeq names its product transmembrane serine protease 4b (gene tmprss4b). Gene Ontology annotation, biological process: proteolysis. The record is from RefSeq and is a predicted model, not a curated record. Gene Ontology annotation, molecular function: protein binding; serine-type endopeptidase activity. Gene Ontology annotation, cellular component: membrane. Lineage: Eukaryota; Metazoa; Chordata; Actinopteri; Gymnotiformes; Gymnotidae.
AUGCCGAGGAGUCUGCCAAAGUUACAAACAGAUAGAAGAAAGAAGAGGUUGAAGUUGGCUCUUAUCAGUACUUGCUGUGUGCUGCUGACACUGGCUAUGCUGGCUCUGGGGUUGUACUACAUAAUCAGGUUCAUAAACUUGAAGUUUUACUUCUGUGCUGGGUCCCUGGAGUUUGUUGCCAUAGCAGCAGUGUGUGAUGGGAAGGAUGAUUGCAUGGAUGGAGAGGAUGAGCUCAAGUGUGUAUCCAACCUGAAGACCAACUCUGCAUAUCCAGUGAGAUUGGUGAGCAAGAGAUUGAUUUUGCAGGUCUCUGAUGAGAACCACAAGUGGAGCAGUGUGUGUGCAGAGAACUGGAAUACCUGGCACACGCGUGCAGUCUGCCAACAACUGGGCUAUAUGCAGAACCCAAGGAGCAUGCAGGUGCCAGUGUCGAGUCUACCCUCUGACCUGUGUACUGCAUUUGUCGCCCUUAAUACUGAACCUCAACAAGCAAGCUCAAACAUUCAGAGUUCACUUGCUGCGAGAGAUCAGUGUACCUCUAGCUCAGUAAUAUCACUGUCUUGCUCAGACUGCGGGGAGGUGGUUAGUGAGGACCGUGUUAUAGGAGGUGCAGAGACUGCAGUAGAACUGUGGCCAUGGCAAGCCAGUGUGCAGUGGUACAGACAGCAUGUGUGUGGAGGGGCGCUGAUCUCCACACGCUGGGUCAUCAGCGCUGCUCAUUGCUUCGCUGGACGGACACAGGAACUAGGAGCCUGGCGUGUGGUUCUAGGCCAGACUUACAUGACGUCAUAUGGAGGCAUCUCCAUGGAAGCCAUUAUCAUUCAUGGACACUACGACCCUGUAGGGCAUGACUAUGAUGUCUCCAUGCUCCGACUCACCUGGGAUGUCACACCUGGAGCCUCUAUACAUCCAGUCUGCUUGCCCCCAUACCAGCUGUCAAUCAAAGAGGGGGAGGAGCUUGUGGUGACUGGGUGGGGUACCCUGCGGGAGAAUGGUGAGUUGUCAAGUGUGCUAGAGAAAGCCACAGUACCUUUGAUUGGCUGGUCCAAGUGUUCCAAUUCAUCCAUCUAUGGCUCUGCCCUCACUCCCAGAAUGCUGUGUGCUGGCUAUCUAAAAGGUGGAGUAGAUUCUUGUCAGGGCGACAGCGGGGGUCCGCUGGUCUAUUUGGGGUCACGAUGGCAGCUGGUGGGGGUGGUGAGCUGGGGUACAGGUUGUGCUCGUCGUGGAAAACCCGGAGUGUACACCAACAUCAGCCAGUUACUGGACUGGAUUUAUGCCAUGAUGGAGGUGAGUGUGCAUGUUAUGAUUGUGGGUGGAUAA